Molecule: messenger RNA, 1728 nt
Organism: Aphanomyces invadans
Lineage: Eukaryota; Oomycota; Saprolegniomycetes; Saprolegniales; Verrucalvaceae
Product: dihydroxyacetone kinase
Exons: 8
Coding region: 1-1728 (575 amino acids)
Biological process (GO): glycerol catabolic process
Cellular component (GO): cytosol
Molecular function (GO): ATP binding; glycerone kinase activity
Source: RefSeq, a predicted model, not a curated record
AUGACGAGUACCUUCAAGAUGAUCAAUUCGCCGACAACGGUAGUGGAUGAGAUGUUGCGUGGCUUGGUGCACUCGUCCCCAGACCUGUGUCUUGUCUCUGAAUACAGAGUCGUGCUGCAUCGCGAUUUCAAUGACAUUAAACAACGACAAGUGACACUACUGUCAGGAGGUGGAAGCGGCCACGAACCUGCUCAUGCUGGUUACAUCGGUCACGGCAUGUUGACGGGUGUCAUCUGCGGCGACGUGUUUGCGUCUCCUAGCACCAGCCAAGUGCUGACUGCAAUUCGCCUGGCAGCUGGCACCCAAGGUUGCCUGAUCAUCGUCAAGAACUACACGGGCGAUCGACUCAACUUUGGGCUAGCCAUAGAAACGGCCAAGGCAGAAGGAAUUAAGGUCGACAUGGUUGUUAUUGGCGACGACCUGGCCAUUCCAAAUGCCAAGGCCGGUCGCCGCGGGCUUGCGGGCACAGUGUUCGUGCACAAAGUUGCCGGCGCGAUGGCAGCCCAGGGGUUUCCAUUGGACAAAAUUGCAGAACAAGUGCAACAUCUUGUCAUUGGAACGAUGGGAGUAGCUUGGAAGUCGUGCACAUUACCUGGCCAAACCUCCAGUCGUCACAUUCAACCCCACGAAAUGGAACUUGGGUUGGGCAUUCACGGUGAACCCGGAGCGAAAACAAUUGGUCAAUUGCCAUCGCAAGCCACCGUUGCUGAGCUCAUGACGACGAUUCAGAACGGCAUUCAGGUCGCACGAAAGGAUCGCGUUGUGGUUAUGGUCAACAACUUGGGCUCCAUGACAUCGAUGGAGCUGCAACUCAUCGUGAAUGACGUACGGCAGUCUUGCGCCAAACAUGAUGUUGUCGUCGAGCGAGUUGCCGUCGGAUCGUUCAUGACGGCGUUAGACAUGGCUGGUUUUUCGCUGACGCUGUGGAAACUGAGCCCUCAACAUUCGACGCAACAACUCGAGUGGUUGGACGCAUCUGUGACUGCACCAGCUUGGCCUGUGCGCUUGGGUCGCUUUGUCGACAAUAACGUUGUGAAUUUUGCAGCCGUGAUACCACCGAGCAUUCAAUCUACGUCGACGUUGACUGCGGCGGGCGAACAGCUCAAGCGUGCCAUCAUCGCGGCGACUCAGAGUAUCAUUGACGCUGAAGGCGACUUGACCGAGUGGGACACUAAAGUUGGUGAUGGCGAUUGCGGCCACACCUUGGCAACUGGCGCCAAGGCGAUUCAAAGUGCUCUUUCAGACUUCCCGCUCAAUGUUCCGUCCAUGACACUGGCCGAUAUUGCGCGCGCUGUUGGGAGUGCGAUUGGUGGUACAUCUGGAGUGCUGUACACGAUCUUUUUCACGGCGGCCGGUGCUAUGAUGCAGACCUUUGAUUCUAAGAACGAUGUCGUCGAAGUUCCUUUGCAAGCGUGGGUAGAAAGUUUUGCGGCGGGUGCCGGGGCGAUUGUGAAAUACGGCGGGGCGACGGAAGGCUCUCGCACGAUGCUGGACUCCAUGUUGCCUGCCAUUCGUGCGGCACGUCGUACGGACAUACCUCGAGCGGAUUGGAUUGAAGCUGUGAAGAACGCAGCGCUUGAAGGUGCCAACUCAACCAAGCGGAUUGCUGCCCAUGAAGCAUGUGGACGUACGAGUUACGUGGCCGAAGACCAUGUCAAAGACGUCCCAGACCCUGGUGCCAUGGCUGUUGCAAUCUGGAUUCAAGCAAUUGCACAAGCUUCACUAUAA